This is a messenger RNA of Medicago truncatula (barrel medic), 533 nucleotides long. Its product is annotated as protein transport protein Sec61 subunit gamma. Lineage: Eukaryota; Viridiplantae; Streptophyta; Magnoliopsida; Fabales; Fabaceae. Gene Ontology annotation, cellular component: membrane. Gene Ontology annotation, molecular function: transmembrane protein transporter activity. Gene Ontology annotation, biological process: intracellular protein transport; protein targeting. The record is from RefSeq and is a predicted model, not a curated record. Bases 106 to 315 code for a protein of 69 amino acids. The transcript is spliced from 3 exons.
CAACUUUAUAUCAACCAAUUCAUAUUUCAUCUUCUUCACCAACAAAAACCUUCUCAUUCUACUCGAUUCAAUUUCUCAUACUUCAAAUUCUCAAUUCGCGAGAAAAUGGAUGCCAUUGAUUCCGUCUUCGAUCCACUCAGAGAAUUCGCCAAAGACAGCGUUAGGCUCGUUAAGCGUUGCCACAAACCCGAUCGCAAAGAAUUCUCUAAGGUUGCUGUUCGUACCGCGAUUGGUUUCGUUGUGAUGGGAUUUGUUGGGUUUUUCGUUAAGCUUAUCUUUAUUCCAAUCAACAACAUCAUCGUUGGAUCUGGUUAGGAUGGGGGAAACUAGACUCGGGAAUUCAUGUUGUGAAGCAGAAGGAGGCAGAAGAACUUAAUCUUAGUUAUGUAUUUCAGAUUUUCUUUUUCCAUAUUUCUUAUCAUCGGAAGAUAGGGUUACAGUUUUAUUGAACAUGUAAAAUUUUAUUUUUCCAUGUGUUAGACUUUUGACAAAUUGUUCAAUGAGGAAAAAGUUUAGACAAGGAUUUGUGCUUU